AUGAGUUUUACGUCCACCAACAUAUCCUCGACCAUGUCCAACAUGUCCAAUAACAAACCUAAACCCCCCAGUGGUUUCUUCUGCCUUCCCGGCGAGAUACGCAACCAGAUCUACGAGUCCCUCCUCGUCUUCCAGGAGCCCCUCACCAUCCACACCCAAGACUGGAACGAUCAUGGGCGAGACAGCAGCGACAAAUCGAAGAAGGAUGAUUUGGAGAGGGUGAAGCACAUCGACAACGUUUCCGAGCGAAAGCGCUGGCCGCUCUCCUCCCGCCUGCUCACCGUCUUCCUGAUCAGCAAACAAAUCCAACACGAAGCCUCCGCCGUCUUUUACUCUUCCAACCAGUUUCGGGCACCGCCCUCGCUGUGCCGGUUCCCGCACCCCCAGCUGCAGUCCAACUAUGUCAUGCGCGGCUUCAUUGACCGCAUCGGUCCUCGCAACCUAACCUGUCUCCGGCACCUGUGCAUCCCGUUCCCGCUUGACUCCACGGAUUCGGGGGGCGUGGGCGUGGGUGGCGUGGGUGGCGUCGUUAUGAUGGGGCGACAGCGAUAUAGAAGUAUGGAUUUAAAUCUGGAUCUGGAUCUGGAUCUAGACGACGGGUCCCUGUGGGCCAACAUGAGCGUGGUGCCGGGCGGUGCAUGUGCAGGUGCACUACCGAGUCUAUGGCGACGGUGUCCGAACAUUGAAAUCAUCGAGUUUGAUCUCAGCUGGUCUGGGCCCGGGCACUCGCUCUGGAAGGGAAAUGUCCGACCAUCCGACCGGGAGGUUUUGUUGAGAAGCAUGGACGCGGCGUUGAGGAGGGAGUUCAAGCGGUUGCGGGAGAUCGUCGUCAAUAUCCACUACGACGACGGGCCGACGUCGACGACAAGCCCCCUCCGGGAGAUCGACAGCAAGUCGUCGUGCGAGGCGCUGAUGGAGACGAUGCGCGGGAGGUACGGAUGGAAGGUUGAGGUGCGCGAUUGUAGCGGCGAGAAGGCAGAUGAUCAGCAGCAGCUGAGGAUCCCGUAUUGGCAUCGGCCGUCGCCGUCGCAGGGAUUUCGAUGGAACGCCGGUCGCUAUAGCACUGCGUUUGUCAGCGGCACUCGCACUGAAAGCGACAAUGACGACGACGGCCACGAUGCUGAGCAUAUGAAGACUACAGCCGAGCGGAAACGGCAGUCUGCCAAGGACAUGGGACGGAGGAUUGUGCGGUCUCGGGCGUUCGGGUGGGGCGUGGUCGUGAUCUUUUCGCCGGCGAUUCCUGUGCUUAUGGCUAUCGAUGGUAUCAAUAAGAAGAGGAGGAAGCGGAAGAACGAGAAGCUGAGUCCGGGAUCACCGAUGGCUAGCCUCGACCACCAUGGUUCGGUUCGGGAAUUCGGGCAGGCUGGGAGGUUAGACUGA
Messenger RNA from Sordaria macrospora k-hell, 1380 nucleotides. RefSeq lists its product as uncharacterized. NCBI's taxonomy places the organism in Eukaryota, Fungi, Ascomycota, Sordariomycetes, Sordariales, Sordariaceae. The record is from RefSeq and is a predicted model, not a curated record.